AUUUAGCAUUUUGUAAAAUGCUAAACAGAAAAACAACUGCGUAGCUUUUCCUAAGUUUCGGAUAUGUUCAUUAGAAGACAGACCAGCUAUGUGAAUUUUACUGAAGACAACUGUCCGAUUUCAUGGGAUUGCAUGGAACUGAUCUUUCCCGAGGGCAACACCUAAAAUAACUGUUACUUGUGUUCACAUUUAUUUUUUGUCUUCGGACAACUCGCUCAAUAACAUAAGCUAGCUCAACAAAAUUCUUUUACUUGUCAUGCCUGUGAGUGCAUCAAGUUGUGCUGUAGAGAAUAACAACAUGAUUAUUUUGGCUCUCCCGCUGGAAAUCGUGUCGUAUAUUUUCAGAUUUCUGCCAGCUUCGGAUUUAAAAUGUGCAGCUCUUGUUUGUUGUCAGUGGUCUAAAGCUUCGCAGGAUCCCAUCUUGUGGAGAAACGUUUCUGUCAGUCUUGGAACACGACGAGAAAGGUUUUCCCAUCUGUUAGUGGACAGCCUUCAGAGACGCUGUAUCCAGCAUCUGAGAUUCAAGCAUAUGACAACUGCUGCUCAAAUUCUUCAAGUUUGUAAGCAAGUUGGAUCAAAUCUUAGAGAGUUGUCUCUGCAAGGCUGCAGAUGCGUCAAUGAUAACUUACUCGAGAUACUAAAUAAAUACUGUCCUAACCUUGUACGUGUAGACUUGAGCCGAUGUAGGCAGCUCGACGUGGGAAAGAAUGUGAUUUGGUUGGACAAGUGUGCAAAUGUUUGGAGACAUUUGACUGUCUUGGAUUUGAACGCUUGUAAAGACGUAUCCGAUGUGUUUGUUUCAAAAGUAGCUGAUUUGUUGCCCAAUGUCGUGGAUUUUAGUAUUUCUGGCUGCAAGGGCAUUGGAAUUUCAACAUGGCAUAAGAUGGCAAAGAAGUUGUCAUCUCUGAAACACCUUGACAUCAGUCGAUCUGAUAUUACGGAUGAAGUGAUGCUUAAAUUUUCUCAGAUACCUGAACUAAAACUUAUAGGGAUAAAUCUAACAGCUUGCAAACAUUUGACUGAUAAUGGCAUAGUAUCACUGGUGAAAUACCAGAUGUCACUUGAGGUCCUAAAACUUGCUUGUGUGGAUAUUACAAAUACCACAUUAAUCUGCAUUGGCAAAUACUUGCACUGUCUAAAGGUGCUGGACUUAAAUAGUUGCAGACAACUCACAGAUGGGGCAUUAUUGACUGUCAAUGCACUUUUAAUCAACUUACACUCACUGAACUUCUAUUCAUGCUACCAGCUGUCUAACAGUGGCCUGGGAAAGUUCUUAUGCUGGACACAGGGUACAAAUCACAAUGUCCCUUUAAAAGUCCUUGUACUAAAUGGUUGCAGCACUCUGUCUGAUGAGUUAGUGUUGCGAUUUUCUACAGUCCUGAUCAAUCUUCAAGAACUUGAUCUGAGCUCAUGUCUUCAUGUAACUGACAUUGGAUUGUCUGCCAUCACUAGCUCACUUAUUAAACUGCAAUCACUUCGGCUCAGUUGGUGUAUAAACAUCACUGAUAAUGGUUUGAUUGGCUUUGUUCCCUCUGAGCAAAACCUUGCUGAUGUCUGCCAUAACAAGGAUAAAUGUUCCCAUGCAGAAAAAUUUAAAAAGGAAGGAGGGACCGCACAAAGUAAGGUACCAAAAGGAAUAAAGAACCUAGAACAACUGAAACUUUUGGACAUUAGUCACUGUACAUGCAUCACAGAUGGAGGCUUAAGAAGCAUUUGUCAGCUAAGGAACUUAACCACGCUGAAUAUAAACAUGUGUACACAGAUUACAGACAGUGGACUAGCUGAUGUUGCUGAAAAUCUCCACACUCUAGAACAGCUGACAUUCAGUGGAUGUACAUCAGUAACUGACAUGGGUGUUUCCUUGGUUGCAAUUCACCUACAGAGGCUGGUAGCUCUAGAUGCAUCUAAAUGUGACAACAUCACUGAUAAGAGCGUCAUGGACUUAGCAAUACAUGGCCGUAAUUUAACCCACCUAGAUCUGAGCAUGUGCAGUCAGAUUACAACAAAGGCUGUUGAUCAGUUGGAAGAGCAUAUUCCAGGUCUUGUCUCACUACAGUUGAGAUAUUCUGGGGCAAGACUUUGCACUAAGGUGUAUGCCCUAUAGAGAUUCCAGAGUAUGUAUUUUGCUAUGAUGAUAGGUGUACAUAGUAGAGUAAGGGUGACAAACUGUACAACAAUGCUUGCCAGUUCUCCAGUAGGUUGAACAAUAUAUUGCUUGCAACUGCUAGUGAUUUGUAAAUACAAAAUGGAUUUUCUGGUUUGGAUCAAUAGAAACUAUUUACAAGCUUUAUAAACCCCCCUUUUCAAAUUGAGGCUAAUUGCAAGUCUUUGUAAUAAAAAUGAGCUGUAUUUGCCUGCCAAUAAAAAAAUGACUUCCAUCAAAAAAAAUCUGCACUUGAUCACCCUUUUUACCAGGAGAUUAUGAAUCUUUAAAAUGGGUCAUUAUUUUAAAGUUGCAUGUUAAAUCUGUAGCUUUCUGGUGGUACUCAUACAUAGAAUGCAAUAAGAAACAGAGUCAAUUUUCCAGACCUUUAUUUAGCUUCUCUUGAAUUAGUAUCAGUCAUUUAAUCUUUUUAGCCCUGAAUCUCUUAAAAGGUGUUUGCUGUGUUAUGAAUAUUGUUCAGAUAUUUGGUUAACACAUAUACUGUCACACGUAUUUAAUCAUCUUUAAUAAUAAAAAAAAAUUCCCAGUCAUUAGCAAUCUCUUUUAGCACUAUUCAUCCGUGUGGUAUAUAGUAAUAUAUAAACAAUAGAAUCUGUUUGAUGUGAAAAUAUGCAGAUAUUUU
Pocillopora verrucosa is the source of this 2786-nucleotide messenger RNA. Its product is annotated as F-box/LRR-repeat protein 2. The record is from RefSeq and is a predicted model, not a curated record. Gene Ontology annotation, cellular component: SCF ubiquitin ligase complex. Lineage: Eukaryota; Metazoa; Cnidaria; Anthozoa; Scleractinia; Pocilloporidae. Gene Ontology annotation, biological process: SCF-dependent proteasomal ubiquitin-dependent protein catabolic process. Gene Ontology annotation, molecular function: protein binding.